This is a messenger RNA of Lotus japonicus, 4060 nucleotides long. Its product is annotated as ethylene-overproduction protein 1-like. Lineage: Eukaryota; Viridiplantae; Streptophyta; Magnoliopsida; Fabales; Fabaceae. The record is from RefSeq and is a predicted model, not a curated record. The coding region runs from base 762 to 3500 and encodes 912 amino acids. Gene Ontology annotation, molecular function: protein binding. The transcript is spliced from 4 exons. Gene Ontology annotation, biological process: negative regulation of ethylene-activated signaling pathway.
AAUCCAAACAAUUUAAGGUGAACAUGGUUAGCUAAUGACAAAGAAGAAUCUGAUCAUGGAACAAGUUGACCAAAACCAAACCACAUUCAUUGGAGUUGUUCUUUGGAAGAGCGUCACUUUUUCUGUUUCUGUGAAAGCACAAAUGGAGUUGUUAGUGGCACUGGUUUUGGUCAACUUUUUGGAUUUGGCUCCAAACAAACACACACAUAAACCUCUCAUUCUGUGGUGAGUCUCAAUCUUCUAUCCAAUUUCCUCUAAUACAAGUGAUAUAAAGCCUCAAUUUAACACCUUAUAAGCAAAAUACAAAAAGACACUAAGUUCAGUUUAAUUAGUCUGUUGUCUUGCAUCUCCCACAAUCUUUCUUUCUCUUCCUUGCAAAGUGCACACAACUAUGUAAAACAUUGCUACCACAAAAGACAACUUUUUUUUUGCUAUAAGCUCCAUUGUACUCUUUCUCUCCUUGUUUGGAAACUUUUCUAUAAUAGUUUCUUAAACCAGGAUCAACUCUGGUGAAAAGUUUCUGUAACAUGUUUAGAAACCCUUCUGCAAUUGAUUCUGAAGGCAGAACCAAUUAAUUCUGGAUAGCUUCGAGUUUCAGAAUUGAUUCUGUUGAAAGAGAAGCUGAUUCAAACAUGCUAUAAUUAGUUUUUGAGCUUCAGAAUUGAUUCGGCUUACUUUAUAGGGAUGCUAAAUUUCAGCUCUUUAGCACAAAGGCUUGAAAAGUGAAAACAACAUGUAUAUCCAUUGAAAGAACAGAAGCAAUGCGUGGCCUGAAGGUCAGUGACAUCCUCAAUUCCUCAGAAACCAAUGGCAGAAAAAACAAAGCUACUGGGGGUGCCACCAGAAUCAAAACAUUGUUUUCAAAGCCCAAAUCCAAUAACAACAAGGAAAACUCAACCUCAGCAGUUGCAAACCUUGUUGUUCCUCUUCAACUACCUUCUGCUGACACCCUUGAGCCUUCCAUUGAAGCUUACCUUAAACCCCCCAACCUCGUAGAGGCCUUGGCAGAACUGUAUCGCUGGCUUGAGUGCUGCCCGCAAUCCCAGAAAGCAUUGCUCUUUGUGGAGCAGUACUCGCUUCUCCGCAGCCUCGGAGACCAGAAGCUUCUCCGGACUUGUCUCAGAACAGCGCGCCGGAAUGCGGAUGACGUGUUCUCCAAGGUUGUGCUGUCAGCAUGGCUGAGGUUCGAGAGGAGGGAGGACGAGCUUGUGGGCGUCUCUUCAAUGGACUGUGCUGGUGGCAGCAUUCUUGAAUGUCCAAAGUUGAAUUUGGUUCAUGGAUUUAGUCCCAGUUCAGUUAAUGAUAAGUGUCAGUGUUCACAAGAGACUAAACAGGAAACUAGCAAUGAAAGUGUGUGUUUACUAAAUGAGGAAAAGGAUGUUUCUUUUUGCAUUGGAAAUGUGGAAAUCAAAUGUGUUAGGUGGAGAAUUGCAUCACUAUCAGACCCUUUUAAGGCUAUGCUCUAUGGUGGUUUUGCAGAGUCCAAAAUGAGGAAGAUUGAUUUCACCCAAAAUGGGAUAUGCCCAAAGGGUAUGAGAGCAGUGGAAUUAUACAGCAGGGUAAAAAGAUUGGAACUUUUCUGCCCCAUGACUGUUUUGGAGCUUCUUUCAUUUGCCAAUAGGUUCUGUUGUGAGGAGAUGAAGUCUGCUUGUGAGGCCCAUUUGGCUUCAACUGUAGUGAAUGUGGAUGAUGCAUUGGCACUUGUUGAGUAUGGAUUGGAAGAGAAAGCACCUCUUCUUGUAGCUUCAUGCUUACAAGUGCUUCUCAGGGAGCUGCCAAAUUCUUUGUAUAACUCAAAAGUGAUAAAAAUCUUCUGUAGUCCCGAGGGAAAGAAAAGGUUAGAAACUAUGGGGUAUGAUUCUUUCUUACUCUACUAUUUCCUGAGCCAGGUUUCUAUGGAGGAAAACAUGGUAUCUAAGACUACAAUGAUGUUACUAGAAAGACUUGGGGAGUGUGCAGCUGAAAAUUGGCAGAAAGCACUUGCAUUCCAUCAAUUGGGGUGUGUGAAUCUUGAAAGGAAAGAAUACCAAGAUGCUAGACAUUAUUUUGAAGUUGCAGCUGAAGCAGGUCAUGUGUAUUCUUUGGCUGGUAUAGCCAGAACAAAGUAUAAACAAAAUCAACCAUGUUCAGCCUAUAAGUUAAUCAGUUCUCUCAUAUUUGAGCAUAAACCUGCUGGGUGGAUGUACCAGGAGCGUGCUCUUUACAAUACCGGAUGGGAAAAAAGUUUCGAUUUAGACGUUGCAACUGAACUAGACCCUUCCCUUUCAUUUCCUUAUAAAUAUAGAGCAUUGGCAAAGGUGGAAGAGAAGCAGAUAAAGGCUGGAAUCUUAGAGCUUGAUAAGAUUAUUGGAUUUAAGCUCUCUCCGGAUUGCCUAGAAUUGCGAGCUUGGUUGUUUCUUUCACUUGAGGAAUAUGAGAGUGCCUUGAGAGAUGUUCGCGCAUUGUUAACUUUGGAACCAAGUUAUGUAACUUCACAUGGGAAGAUCACAGGGAAAUACUUGGUUUAUCUACUUAGUCAUGUGGUAAGGCAGAAGAGCCAGGCUGAAUGCUGGAUGCAAUUAUAUGAAGAAUGGUCUUCUGUAGAUGAUGUUGGUUCCUUGGCUAUUAUACAUCAGAUGUUAGAGAAUGAGCCUGCAAAGAGCCUGCUAGAGUUUCGUCAGUCUCUACUCCUUUUAAGGUUAAACUGUCAAAAGGCUGCAAUGCGCAGUUUGAGGAUGGCAAGAAACCAUUCCAGCUCAAUGCAAGAAAGGUUAAUAUAUGAAGGGUGGAUUCUAUAUGAUACUGGAUACCGGGAUGAAGCUCUAUCCAGAGCUGAUAAGUCCAUUGCAAUUCAGAGAUCAUUUGAAGCUUUGUUUCUAAAAGCAUAUAUGUUGGCAGAUACAAGUUUGAAUCCUGAAUCUUCUUCUUAUGUAAUCCAACUUCUGGAAACAGCACUUAAAUGUCCUUCAGAUGGUCUUCGCAAAGGACAAGCACUGAAUAACAUGGGGAGCAUUUAUGUGGAUUGUGGAAAGCUUGAUCUAGCAAAAGCAUGCUACAAGAAUGCCCUGGAAAUUAGGCACACAAGAGCUCAUCAAGGUCUAGCGCGCGUUUAUCAUCAGAAAAAUCAACGAAAAGCCGCGUAUGAUGAGAUGACGAAGCUAAUUGAGAAGGCUGAGAGCAAUGCCUCAGCGUAUGAGAAACGAUCUGAAUACUGUGACCGCGAGAUGGCGAAGGCUGAUCUUGAUUUAGCAACACAACUUGAUCCUUUAAGGACAUAUCCAUAUAGAUUCAGGGCAGCAGUGCUGAUGGAUGAGCAAAAAGAAACUGAAGCUGUGGAAGAGAUCACCAAGGCCAUAAACUUCAAGCUUGACAUGAAAAUACUUCAUCUACGAGCAGCGUUUUACGAGUCAAUGGGGGACAUAUCCUCUUCUCUUCAAGACUGUCAGGCAGCUCUAUGCUUAGAUCCUAACCAUACAGAAACACUUGAUUUGUAUCAAAGGGCACAAAAACUGAGCUUUUAAUCAUAUACCAAUGUGCAUAAGAAGGCUGAAUGUGUGUUUGGAUACCAAUCGAGUGCAACGUGAACGGACUUUCAUCUCAAUCCAAUAGGAAGAGUUUCAUUCACUUUUUACCUCGAAGUGAGUGCUAACAUCUGAUUGCACUGGUGGCAACAUAUAUCCAAACAUAGUCAUGUAGAGAUAUCGGUUAGGAAAUUGUUGGGGCAUCCCAAAUUUUUUAAGUUCCAAUGGGAGGACAUGGAUUUUGCAGCUAUUGAAACAAAGCCAAAAUCCAAGAAGUAGUACUUGGAUGAUUGGAGAAAAGGGAUAAAAAGAAAUAUGUGCUUCAAUUGAUCAAAUAGGAGAACAAUUAAGGUGUACAUCAGAUUUUCAAAGUACCUACACUGAUAUGAUACAGAUUCUUGUGAGCCAUGUGCACAUAAUUUGUCUCACACUAUUUGCAAGUCUCUUGUACAGUUACAGAGUUGUAAUUUAUAGAGAGAAAACUCACUUUUUGUUUCCUGCAAUGUAUGAUUUAUUAUUCUUCUUGAUAAGAAGUUUUAUCUUUUCUGCAUCUUUGGUCC